Messenger RNA from Fusarium fujikuroi IMI 58289, 1140 nucleotides. RefSeq lists its product as uncharacterized. Gene Ontology annotation, molecular function: protein binding. The record is from RefSeq and is a predicted model, not a curated record. Bases 1 to 1140 code for a protein of 379 amino acids. The transcript has a single exon. Lineage: Eukaryota; Fungi; Ascomycota; Sordariomycetes; Hypocreales; Nectriaceae.
AUGGCUUCCAUAUCUGCACCAAACACCAACUCGGUGCCAGGACCCUCCAGUAUCCCGCAAGACAUAAUAGCCACUAGAAGUCAAAUUCUCAGCACUUGCUUUUACAAACGUACCAAAUACUACUUUCCCCAUCACGAUUCCCAAGUAGAGCAAUUUUCCAAGGAUGUGUACCGGUUAUUCUCCCACUGUUACAAAACUGAAGUCCCAAACCUGGGUAUUUUAGCGCGCCUCCCUCAGGAUAUCCUCGAAGGUAUCCUCUUGCAGCUAGACAUAGAUUCGUUCCGCCGGUUUAGACAAGUUAGCCGGAGGGCGCGAUACCUCGCAACAGCUCUCCUCUUCUACCAGCGAGUUCUGCGCCACGCCCCUGAUGCCCUCAAUGCUUUGAGACGAACAGACCUUAGCGGUUAUGUCUCAUACUCGGAUGUCUACACCGCACUGAUGACAACGAAGUGCACUUUCUGCGGACAGUUCGGCGAUUUUUUGUUUCUCCCUACUGCUGAACGCUGCUGCUUUCAGUGUCUUCGCACUUCACCAGAGACAGCUCUCGUCAACCCAGCACGCAUAAGUAGAAGACAACCGUGGAAGGGCUUGUACACCGACCACGCUGAUGUCAUCACCAAUACCGUAGAGUCGAUGGGUGUGCGUUCUUUCAAGACACACAACUGGGAUGACGUUCAGAAAAUGUCCAAGACUCGUGGCGUUCUAGCAAAGGACUUACUAGCCGCUUAUAUUAAAGUCGACAGUACCCUGGAAGAACCUGGCCGAGCCCUUCUAAACCCCGGCUGGCUACACUACCGUCUCGCAGCAAGCAUCAUCUUCCCCUGCCUCAGUCUUCGUAGGGGAAAGGUCAAGACGGGGGUAAGCUGUAUAGGCUGUCAUAGGAAGAUCUGGAGUCAAAACGACGCAUCGCUCAUAUCCGUGUCGAACGCAAAUAUCUCGUCCAAUCCGUGUUUUCGAGCUCGCGAUCGAUCAUACUCUGAAGACGAAGCUGUCUCGCAUUUCUCCCGAUGUGCGGAGUCGCAGCGGGUCUGGUGGGCAAGUGGAAGAAAUAGUGUUCGAUGUAUGUUUAUCCAGCAGGGGGGGAUUCAUUAUUACAAGGCGAAUAAGUGGCGGCGAGAUGAGGAGAACUUGAGUGGUUGA